Durio zibethinus is the source of this 6980-nucleotide messenger RNA. It is a transcript of the gene GSL04, whose product is annotated as glucan synthase-like 4. Gene Ontology annotation, biological process: (1->3)-beta-D-glucan biosynthetic process. The record is from RefSeq and is a predicted model, not a curated record. Gene Ontology annotation, molecular function: 1,3-beta-D-glucan synthase activity. NCBI's taxonomy places the organism in Eukaryota, Viridiplantae, Streptophyta, Magnoliopsida, Malvales, Malvaceae. Gene Ontology annotation, cellular component: 1,3-beta-D-glucan synthase complex; plasma membrane.
GCCCAUGCAUCAUACUUUCAAAAGACUCGUCUUCUUGUCUGUUCACUUGGUAUAAAAAACACUAAAGACUCAAAAAAGCAAAAGCAGAGAGACAGAGAAAAAGCUCUAACACCAAAUCACACAAACAAAAAUCACAAAUCAUCUUUCAAUUUCCCAUCAAAAAGCAAAAACCAAAGCGGAAAACACACCCAUUAAGCAAACUCUAAAAAGCAAUCACAAUGCAAAUCAAAGCCAUCAAAAUCCCACUUGUUAUAUACCCUUCACUCCCAUUCCUCCUUUCCUUUUCACUGCUACACCAAUCAUGUCAAAUGAGAUUGUUCCUGUUGAUCCCAUCUUUGAAGAAGAACCCAAAACCAACAAAAAACCAAUCAUUGCCCAAGAAGAAGAAGAAGAAAGUAAGGGAGUUACAAGGUCACUUACUUAUGGUGAAAGUAGCAGUAGUGGAAGUGGUGGGUAUGUUUCUGAAGUGUUUAACAGUGAAAGACUGCCUCCUACUUUGGCUUCUGAAAUUCAAAAGUUUCUUAGAGUUGCUAACAUGUUGGAAUGGAAAGCUCCUCGUGUUGCUUAUCAUUGUCGCUUUCAUGCUUUUGAAAUAGCGCAUAACAUGGACCGCAAUUCAACAGGAAGGGGUGUUCGACAGUUUAAAACUUUGCUCCUUGAGCGGCUUGAACGUGAUGAGGAAAUUACCAAAACAACAAGGCAGGAAUCGAGUGACUUACGAGAACUUAAAUAUGUUUAUGAUGAAAAUAGGAGAUAUAUCACGCAACACACUGGAGCAUUUGAUUUGGAAAAUAGUCAUGGGGAGAAGUUGAUAGAUGCAUGCAGAAUUGCUUCAGUGUUGUACGAAGUAUUAAAAACACUUUCAGCUGGUCCUCAGGCCCUUGCUGACAGAGAUAGCGUCCAAGAUAAACCAGAGUUGUUUGCCUACAAUAUUCUGCCACUAGACCAUGGAGGUAUUCAGCAAGCAAUUAUGAAAUUCCCUGAGAUUAAAGCUGCUAUUUUAGUUGUUCGUAAUGUCCGUGGUUUACCCUCAGCCCAAAACUUUCAGAAACGUGGGGCUUUCUUGGAUUUGUUUGAAUUUCUUCAGUAUUCUUUUGGGUUCCAGAAAGAAAGUGUAGCCAACCAAAGGGAACAUCUUGUUCUACUCCUUGCUAAUGUCUUCAUUCGGCAACCUCAGAAGCAAUCAUCUGCCUCGAAGCCAGUUGAUGCAGCUAUUGAUGAGCUAAUGAGAAAGUUUUUCAAAAAUUAUACAAACUGGUGCAAAUUUUUGGGCAGAAAAAGCAAUAUCAGGUUGCCUUGUGUCAAACAAGAUGCCCAGCAAUAUAAAAUUCUAUAUAUAGGGCUUUAUCUUCUUAUUUGGGGAGAGGCUGCAAACUUGCGACUUAUGCCAGAAUGUCUUUGCUAUAUUUUCCACCAUAUGGCAUAUGAAUUUCAUGGUAUGUUAACUGGUGCUGUUAGCAUGACAACUGGUGAUACAGUCAUGCCAGCAUAUGGAGGAGGCCAUGAGUCUUUCCUUAGCAAUGUGGUUACCCCCAUAUACAGAGUCGUAUAUGAGGAAGCUGAGAAAAACAAAAGUGGAACGGCUGACCAUUCUACAUGGAGGAAUUAUGAUGACUUGAAUGAGUUUUUCUGGUCUCCUGAUUGUUUCCAAAUAGGUUGGCCCAUGCGUCAGGAACAUGAUUUUUUCUGCACACAAUCUCCUAAGAAGCGCAAGGCUAAGAUUUUUAGGACUGCUAGAGAAAAGAGGAAGGAAAAAAGAACUGAAGAUGAAGAACAGGGGUUAAAUGAUCAGGUAACUUUGGAGGAGAAUCGUGAACCAAAAUGGUUAGGGAAGACAAAUUUUGUAGAGAUCCGUUCCUUUUGGCAAGUUUUUAGGAGCUUUGAUAGGAUGUGGAGCUUUUUUAUACUAUCCCUUCAGGCAAUGAUAAUUAUGGCUUGCCAUGAUGUUGGAUCUCCACUCCAAGUGUUUGAAGCAGUAAUAUUGGAGGACAUUAUGAGCGUCUUCAUUACAUCUGCGAUUCUUAAGCUCAUACAAGCAAUUCUUGAUAUUAUCUUCACAUGGAAAGCAAGAAAUACAAUGGAGUUAUCUCAAAAAAGGAGACUAGUCCUAAGGCUUGCUUUUGCAGUGAUAUGGUCCAUUGUUCUUCCCGUUGUUUAUGCUCAUUCUAGGAGGAAAUAUACUUGUUAUUCUGGACAAUAUGGAAGCUGGCUUGGAGAAUGGUGCUAUUCCUCCUUUAUGGUUGCUGCAGCAAUAUACCUAAUGACUAAUGCAGUGGACCUCGUCUUAUUUUUCGUUCCUGCUGUUAGCAAGUACAUAGAAAUCUCAAAUUGCCGCAUGUGCAGAACUAUAUCUAGGUGGACACAGCCUAGACUAUAUGUUGGGCGGGGAAUGCAAGAGACCCAAAUUUCGCUUUUCAAGUAUACAUUUUUCUGGAUAUUAGUGCUGUCAACCAAAUUAGUGUUCAGCUAUAGUUUUGAGAUAAAACCCCUAAUAGCACCGACAAGACUAAUUAUGAAAAUUGGUGUGCAAACAUACGACUGGCAUGAGCUUUUCCCCAAAGUCAGGAGUAAUGCUGGUGCUAUUGUGGCUGUGUGGGCGCCUAUAAUAGUUGUGUAUUUCAUGGACACACAGAUCUGGUAUUCUGUUUAUUGUACAGUCUGUGGAGGACUUUAUGGCAUUUUGCAUCAUCUUGGUGAGAUCCGGACAUUAGGAAUGCUGAGAAGUAGAUUUCACUCUUUGCCUUCUGCAUUCAACCUUUGUCUUAUCCCACCGCUAUCAAAAAAGGGCAAGAAUAGUAGAACAAAAAGUUUCUUCCAGAACAUAUUUUGCAAGGCGUCGAAAAGUGAAGUUUUAGAUCAGAAGUUUGUUCUAGUCUGGAACCAAAUUAUCAGUGCUUUUAGAUCAGAAGACUUGAUAAGCAACAGGGAAAUGGAUUUAAUGAUGAUACCUACAUCAGGGCUAUUUCCUGGAAUUAUUUGUUGGCCUAUUUUCCUUCUUGCAAAUAAGUUUUCAACGGCACUGAGCAUUGCAAGAGAUUUUGUGGGGAAGGACAAGAAGCUUAAUAAAAAGAUUCGAAAAGAUGAGUUCAUGUACUUUGCUUUAAAGGAGUGCUAUGAGUCAGUGAAGUACAUCCUUGAAAUUCUUAUUGUUGGUGAUCUGGAAAAGAGGGUUGUAUCCAGCAUUGUGAACGAAAUUGAACAAAGCAUUAAAGAGUCAAGUUUUCUUCAGGAUUUCAAGAUGAGUGAGCUCCCAGCUCUACAAGGCAAAUUUGUUGAGUUGCUUGAAUUGCUAGUUGAGGGAAAUGAAAACCAAUAUGGUAAAGUUGUGGAAGUUCUCCAAGAUAUCUUUGAGCUUGUAACAAAUGAUAUGAUGGCCAAUGGUCACAGAAUAUUGGAUUUGAUAGAAUCCUCACAACAACCAGUGCAUGAUUUUACUGUUUUCUCUAGAAGGAUUGAACCACAGUUAUUUGAAUCUGCAGCUAGCAAGACUUCUGUCUAUUUUCCUUUGCCAGACAAUGGCCCUCUGAAUGAACAGAUUAAGCGUUUGCAUUUAUUACUUACUGUCAAAGAUAAGGCAAUGGACAUACCUGCAAAUUUAGAAGCUCGAAGGCGUAUUUCAUUCUUUGCUACUUCACUCUUUAUGGGUAUGCCUAGUGCUCCUGAAGUACGCAGUAUGUUGUCUUUCAGUGUUAUAACCCCGCAUUACAUGGAGGACAUCAAUUUUUCAAUGAAGGAGCUACAAUCAAGCAAAGGACAAGUUUCUAUCAUCUUCUAUAUGCAAAUGAUAUUUCCAGAUGAGUGGAAGAACUUUUUGGAGCGAAUGGGAUAUCAAAGCUUGAAUGAACUAAUAGAAGAUGGCAAGGAGGAAGAAAUUAGAAAUUGGGCUUCUUUCCGGGGCCAAACACUAAGCAGAACAGUUAGAGGAAUGAUGUACUAUAGAGAAGCCUUAAAAUUACAAGCACUCCUUGAAAAACCUGAGAAUAAAGAUAUUCAUGAGGAUGCUAUUGAAAGAAAUAAUCCCAAGUUAACUGCUGAAUUAGAUGCCUUAGCAGACAUGAAAUUCACGUAUGUUAUCUCUUGUCAAAUGUUUGGAUCACAAAAUUCUUCUGGAGACCGUCGUGCGGAAGACAUUAAGGAUUUGAUGAGAAGGUAUCCAGCUCUACGCGUUGCAUAUAUUGAAGAGAAAGAAGAAAUAGUAGGAGAUAAGCAUCAAAAGGCUUAUUCUUCUAUAUUGGCAAAAGCUGUUGGCAACUUUGAUCAGGUAAUAUAUCGCAUAAAACUUCCUGGUCCACCAAUCAUUGGUGAAGGGAAACCUGAAAAUCAAAAUCAUGCCAUAAUCUUCACACGUGGAGAAGCUCUCCAGACAAUUGAUAUGAACCAAGACAAUUAUUUUGAAGAAGCUCUCAAAGUGAGAAAUCUUCUGCAAGAAUUUCUUCAAAACCAUGGUCGGCGCCCUCCCACAAUACUUGGCCUAAGGGAGCACAUAUUCACUGGAAGUGUUUCUUCUUUAGCAUGGUUUAUGUCAUAUCAGGAGACCAGCUUUGUCACCAUCGGUCAAAGGCUUCUUGCCAAUCCUCUCAGGGUACGCUUUCACUAUGGGCAUCCAGAUAUAUUCGAUAGGUUGUUUCACAUAACCAGAGGAGGCAUAAGCAAAGCAUCAAAAACAAUCAACUUGAGUGAGGAUGUUUUUGCUGGAUUUAACUCAAUCUUGCGACGGGGAUGCAUCACUUAUCAUGAGUACCUGCAAGUUGGCAAAGGUCGUGACGUAGGCCUAAAUCAAAUCUCGAAAUUUGAAGCCAAAGUGGCUAAUGGCAAUAGUGAACAAACUUUAAGUCGUGACAUACACCGACUUGGACGUCAAUUUGAUUUUUUUCGGAUGCUAUCUUGUUACUUCACAACCAUUGGGUUUUACUUCAGUAGCCUGAUUUCAGUACUUGGAAUUUAUGUGUUCCUCUACGGACAACUAUACCUUGUUCUUAGUGGACUGCAAAAGACACUCCUCGUCGAGGCUAGAAUGCAAAACAUAGAAUCAUUGGAAACUGCUCUUGCUUCCCAAUCAUUUAUCCAGCUUGGGCUUUUAACCGGCUUACCGAUGGUGAUGGAGAUUGGACUUGAGAAGGGAUUUCUUACAGCCCUUAAAGAUUUUGUUCUUAUGCAACUGCAGCUUGCUGCUGUUUUCUUCACAUUUUCCCUUGGAACAAAAACCCAUUAUUAUGGUCGAACAAUUAUGCAUGGGGGAGCAAAAUAUAUACCUACUGGACGUAAGGUUGUGGUGUUUCAUGCCAGCUUCACUGAGAACUACAGAUUGUAUUCAAGAAGCCACUUUGUUAAAGGAUUUGAGCUAUUGCUCCUGCUAGUUGUUUAUGAUUUGUUCAGGAGGUCCUACCAGAGCAACAUGGCCUAUGUUUUAAUCACUUACUCUGUUUGGUUCAUGACCAUAACUUGGUUGUUUGCACCGUUUUUAUUUAAUCCUUCUGGAUUCGAUUGGGACAAGAUAGUAGAUGAUUGGAAAGGCUGGAAUAAGUGGAUCAAGGAGCAAGGGGGUAUUGGAAUUCAGCAAGAUAAGAGUUGGCAGUCUUGGUGGAAUGAUGAACAAGCUCAUCUUCGUCGUUCAGGGUAUGGUGCUAGAUUGCUUGAAAUUCUUCUGUCUAUUCGGUUUUUCCUGUAUCAAUAUGGUCUGGUCUAUCAUCUUGACAUCUCCCAACAGAGCAAAAAUUUUCUGGUUUAUGUGCUGUCCUGGGUUGUUAUUCUUGCAGUUUUCCUGACAGUUAAGGCAGUGAACAUUGGAAGGCAACUUUUCAGUGCUAAUUACCAUCUGAUGUUUAGGUUCUUUAAGGCAUUCCUCUUCCUAAGUGUUUUUGCCAUUGUAAUCACUCUCUCAGUCAUCUGUGAACUGUCUUUGAAGGACGUAAUUGUCUGCUGUCUUGCAUUUCUGCCAACUGGAUGGGGUUUGAUACUGGUUGCUCAAGCUGUGAGGCCCCUUAUUGAAAAUACCGGAUUCUGGCACCUCACCGAGGUCCUGGCUCAAGCAUAUGAUUAUGGAAUGGGAUCGGUUCUUUUUGCACCAGUUGCUAUUUUGGCAUGGCUCCCAAUCAUAUCAGCAUUCCAAACUCGAUUUCUUUUCAACCGGGCUUUCAAUAGGCAUUUGCAAAUCCAACCAAUUCUUGCAGGAAAGAAAAAGCAGACAUGACAUUAUAAGCAUCCUGGUAAUUUAUUUGUACAGUCAGAAGUCUGUUUUACAAAUUUUCAUCGUAAAACAGCAAAACAUUUAAAAUAUAUAUAUUUUUGUAAAGAACACUGAUUCAUUCGAUUACUGGUAUAAACAAUUAAAAAUACAAGUUAGAAAUUUUAAGAAACUAACCUGGUAAGCAGCUGUUUCAUGUUUUAAUCUAUCCAGCUCUCAUUGGUGAAUGAGUCAAGCGACUCAGCUGCUUAGAAUUGAUAUAUAAUCUUUUUUGUCAAGUGAUCACUUGCACAUGAAGUUAGCAAAUAAAGUUAGGUUUCCAAUCAAAUGUAUUACUAGCGAUCAUGAAAAAUAAAACUCAAUCUGAGUUCAACUCAAACUUCCGACCUCAAAUUCUCUAAUCGAAUCGAGCUGCAACACCACAACGUAUGUAUCAAGUUGGGUUGGUUCGAUUUGAUUAACAUCCUUAUUUCACAAUCUCUUCUUUCCCUCCUAUAUUUAUUUUUUCGAAAGUCCAAAAAGCAAAAAGCAUUAGAUCUCCCUUACAUCUGUUUUUCAUUCUCGUAUGACCAAAACCGUGAUUUUGCGUUCGCUUCUUCCCUCCAUAAAAACCUCUCACCUCAACACGUUCCCUUCCUUUCCUUCUAUUCAAUCACCACCAAAAUACCAACUCUUAAGGAUGAAACUUUUGAGUAUAUUCUCAAAAACUCAAAUCGAUCUUCCACCCUUUAUGUCUUCGUCAAGAACAUUAUCUUCUGAUCCCAAGAGUUAUUACCUCAAAAAUUUUCAUUUCCAU